UUAAAAAGCAAACAUAAUUUCACAACAUAACUGAAUCGAGCCACAGCACAACGAAAUCGAGCCACAACACAACGAAAUCGAGCCACAACACAACGAAAUCGAGCCACAGCACAACGAAAUCGAGCCACAACACAACGAAAUCGAGCCACAGCACAAUGAAAUAGAGCCACAACACAACGGAAAUGCUCCCGACCACUAGGAGGCAUCAGCGCCAGAGAACAUUAAUCAGUAUGCGUGUAGAAGAGGCUGUCGAGUCGUUUGGAGGAGAUUUUACAACGUAAGUACAUUCAACCGGUGCUUUUAAUGUUAAUGUUGCUAUAUAUUUGGAUACAAUUACGUAUAUACAUGCAUAUUACCAAAAUUGUUAAGUAAACUAUUCGUCACUUUCCUUUCUUGUAAUUGGAUUGAUCAUUUUUUAUCAUUGUCUUCUAGGCUGCCAUGUUUUGUCCCUUUUGUGGAAACGAACUUGGGACUGCUAUUGCCUUUUGUGGCUCUUGCGGUUCUAAUGUCCAAAUUUUGUCAGAGCACGUUUUCCCAAUCAAAGUUUCUGAAGAGGAUCUUCUUCGCAAGUACUUUAGAGAUGGACACACUUACAGUGUAAUUUUGGAUAUUCUGGCAUCAAAGCACAACCUCAAAUUCAGCCUUCGUACCUUAAAAAUCAAAUUAAACAGACUAUCAUUGUACAGACGAAAAAGCUACACACCUUUGGACAUUGUUCAGGCAGCAAUUACUGAGGAGUUGGAUGGUCCUGGACAGCAUUAUGGGUACUGCACAAUGUGCCAAAUACUACGUCAGAAAUACAGUCUUACAGUUAACAGACAAGAUGUAAUGUAUAUGAUGGCAGAUCUUGAUCCAUUAGGAGUUGUACAACGAUCAAGAAGAAUGUUUGUAAGAAGGGUUUACCAUUCUUUGGGGCCAAAUCACACCUGGCACGUUGAUGGAUAUGACAAAUUAAAACCCUAUGGUUUGGCCAUAAGUGGCUGCAUUGAUGGAUACUCUCGGAAAGUGAUGUGGUUGGUCUGUGGAGCCAGCAACAACAACCCAGAAGUUAUAGCUCAUCAUUACCUGCAGUGUGCCACUGAAUUUGGGGUCAUACCAAAGCUUCUUCGCACGGACUGUGGCACUGAAAAUGGAGUAAUGGCUGCAAUCCACUGCACUCUGAGAUCAAACCACCAAGAUGAACUUGCAGGGGCUGCAAGUCAUGUGUAUGGCGCAUCAACUACCAACCAAAGAAUUGAAAGCUGGUGGUCAUAUUUCAGAAAACAAAGGACUCAGUUCUGGAUGGAUCUUUUGAAUGACCUGAAAGAGAGACAACUUUUUAAUGGCAGUCAUGAGCACAUAUGCUUGGUGCGUUUUGUCUUUUUGGGCAUGCUACAGAAGGAGCUUGAUGAAACCAAAGAAAUUUGGAACACACACACCAUUAGGGCAGUUAAACAAUCUCGCUGUCCUUCUGGGAAACCAGAUGCAAUGUUCAUUGUUCCACACAGGUUUAAUGGAACCGAUUGUGGAUUCCCUAUCUCACAGGACAACCUGGACCAGUAUCUGGCUGAACCCACUUUGAGUAUGUGUGGAGAUGACCAGCUUCAAGCAAACUUUGAAGAACUACAUUCACAGGGCAAUUCUACUACACCUCUGAACUGGGAGACUGGUGUGGAAAAUUACAUAACCAUGAAGAACAUUGCUGAAAUUUAA
Molecule: messenger RNA, 1692 nt
Organism: Triplophysa dalaica
Lineage: Eukaryota; Metazoa; Chordata; Actinopteri; Cypriniformes; Nemacheilidae
Exons: 4
Coding region: 439-1692 (417 amino acids)
Source: RefSeq, a predicted model, not a curated record